CGUUGGGUGGAGGGGCCGCCGCUGCCGCUGCCCGGGGAAGGGGAGGGGAGGGGACGCGGAGUUUGCUGCAGUGUGUCCGCCGUCCCGGGCAGCGCUUUGAGGUGUACGGCUCCCGACGGGACAACGGGCAGUCAUGCCGUGGCCUCGUCUCCCUGGGGAUAGCGCUGUUGCAGAUAUGCAUGAAGAAAAUAAAACUGCAGCAAAUGGAUGUGGCAAAAUCCGAAGUGGUGCUCAGAAUGGGGCUGCUUUACUUGCCCUGAUGGAGAAGACUGGAUACAGCAUGGUUCAACAAAAUGGGCAAAGAAAAUUUGGUGGUCCUCCACCAGGUUGGGAAGGUCCUCCACCACCUCGUGGAUGUGAAGUUUUUGUGGGUAAGAUUCCUCGUGAUAUGUAUGAAGAUGAAUUAGUUCCUGUUUUUGAGAGAGCUGGGAAGAUCUAUGAGCUCAGACUGAUGAUGGAAUUCAGUGGUGAGAAUCGAGGCUAUGCUUUUGUGAUGUACACCACUAAAGAGGAAGCCCAGCUAGCCAUCAAGAUUCUUAAUAAUUAUGAAAUUCGUCCAGGGAAGUUUAUUGGUGUCUGCGUAAGCUUGGACAACUGCAGGCUAUUUAUUGGAGCAAUUCCUAAAGAUAAGAAGAAAGAAGAAAUACUGAAUGAAAUGAAGAAAGUUACAGAAGGAGUGGUGGAUGUCAUUGUUUAUCCAAAUGCCACUGACAAAACUAAAAAUCGUGGCUUUGCUUUUGUAGAAUAUGAAUCUCACAGAGCAGCUGCCAUGGCUAGAAGACGACUAAUCCCAGGAACGUUCCAGCCCUGGGGUCAUACUAUUCAAGUAGACUGGGCAGAUCCUGAGAAAGUAGUUGAUGAAGAAACUAUGCAGAGAGUUAAAGUAUUGUAUGUAAGAAAUUUAAUGAUAUCUACUACAGAGGACAAAAUUAAAGCUGAAUUCAACAAGUUCAAGCCAGGAGUAGUUGAACGUGUAAAGAAGUUGAGAGACUAUGCUUUUGUUCAUUUUUUCCACCGAGAAGAUGCAGUUGCUGCUAUGUCUGUAAUGAAUGGAAAGUGCAUUGAUGGAGCCAGUAUUGAGGUAACACUGGCAAAGCCAGUUAACAAAGAAAGUUCUUGGAAGCAACAUUUUAAUGGUCAGAUAAGUCCCAGUUCUGAAAAUCUCUUAGGGUUUCCUAACAAAGAAGAUGGUACUCAAAAAUCCUUGGGGAAACCGGCAAGUCUUUCAGUUCGUCUUAAUGGCCAGCACAGUCCAGGCUCCCCUGAAGUUGAAAGAAGUACAUACCCUUUUUUUCCAGGAAUAAAGCUUACUCCAAUUAGCAUGUAUUCUUUGAAGCUGAAUCACUUCAGUUCUGCAGUAAUGCAUCUGGAUUACUUUUGUCAUAAAAAUAGCUGGGCACCGCCAGAGUACUGCUUGUAUUCAACAACAAGUCAGGAUGGGAAAAUACUCUUGGUGUACAGGGUGCUUAUUUCUAGUAUUGCAGAUGAUUCCCAGAGUUAUUUCAUGCCAGAAAAACUCUGUACAACGGUAGAAGAUGCAAAGGAAUUGGCAGCACAGUUCACACUUUUACAUCUAGGGCUCCUGUUUUCUUGCCAUGAAUUGAUCACACAUCCACAUCAGAUAUCAAAAAUCAGUAAAUCUGAUGCUGGAGAACAGAGUGGCUCAAGAACGGAUCCUGGAUUUUCAAAAGAUGCUUCAUGUCCUGACACCUGACUUGAGACCCAUCACAAAGCCUCCUCAGCACUUCAGAAAAUGUACUGCCUGAUAUAAAAUGUGCAACAGCCAAACAUCUUUAUUGCUAUAUGUUGGUUACAAUUAGAAAAUCUUUGGCAGUUGCUAUCACUUUAAUAUCUGUGUAGCUACAAAAUCUAAUCUUUUGGCAAGAAACUAAUAUGACUAAUUACAUUUUGUGAUCUGCAUUUCCCCCGAGGUCUCAGUAUUUUGUGCUUCCUUCCCAAAUUGUAACAUAAAGCAACUUCUACUAGUUAUGUAAUUUGUUAUUAAUUUAAAUAACAUGCAAGCUAUAUUUUGGUUUCUCCAGGGGACAAAGCAUCACCAUCUUCUUUGACAUAAUGGAAAAACCCCAAAUUUAAAAAAUUUAAAUUUUAAAUCAUGUGUUUAUAGAAAAUCAGCAUCAAUGCACAAGUUAGACUAGUUUUCACAAGUUUGGUGAAAAUGUUUCAGAUGUAAAGUUUUAAUUGUGUUUGUGUGGUAAGGUUUUGGUAGCUGAGGGGGGCAGGCUACAGGGGUAACUUCUGUGAGAAGCUGCCAGAAGCUUCCCCCAUGUCCAAUGAAGCCUGUGCCAGAUGGUUCCAUGACAGACCCACCUCUGGCCAAGGUGAAGCCCAUCAGUGAUGGUGGUAGCACCUCUGAGACAAGGUACUUAAUAAAGGGAAAAAACCACCAAAAUAUUGAUGAGGGAAACAUUGGGAUUGACCCCAAAUGCAUUUUUGUCUCUUUUUAUUUUGCCUUAGGAACCCAAAAUCGAUUCCACAAGCCAGAGCUCUGCCAAAAAAUUGCAGGUCUGUGCCUCACACCACAGUGCCCACUGUCACCCCUCGUCUUGGGCUGCACUCUCUCACUGUAUGUGCACAGCUAAAAUUACACAGAAGGGUUUGCUGGAAUCCAGAGGGGUCUGACAUCUCCUCUGAAAAACCUGCUGAUGAUUUUAAGAUAACAAAAAGCUUUGGCAGCUCAGCUGUUAUUAAUGGAAGAGGCUCCCUGAUGUGCAAGGAGGCAGUUGCUUCCUUGAGUGACUCAGCUGAGGCAAAUUCACCUCAACAGCAGCCCUGACCCCAAAAUUUUAGCGACCAGAGAAAUUGCUUGUGGGUUUUGCCUAACUGCUAGAACUGCCUAACUGAGCUAAAAUGCAAGUUACUAAAGUCAGAUGAGAGGAAGUCUUCAACAGAGGUUGCCUUUGGUGAAUAUCUCCAUCCACAACAUACAAAAUCUGAAAAGUUUUGGCUGUUGUCUAUCUUCUUAAUGUGUGGUGUCUAUUUGUUAAGGUCCAUUGUUGGGGGAGACCUAAGGACCACCUAGUGUUGAGCAUCCCUCUGUAAUGAAAGGUUUGAUUUCUUUCAAAGUACCACGGUCUUGAAAUGAACUACUGAUACAUGUGGGAGACCAUUAAGCCUUGUAACAUCAUGAAUAUUUAUAUUCAAAUAUCUGAAAGUGACUUAUUUGGAGUAUAUAUUAUAUGAAUUAAUGUUCCAUUUUCAAAGAUUUGCUGCUUUUGCCAUGUGUAUAGUUGUGUCUGUGAUCACAUAGUGCUUAUAGUCAUGAUCGCAUACUAUGGCAUGUUCAUUGCCAUAAAAUUACUGUAUCUUUAGCAUGGUAAGUGCACCGAACUCUUGUGUUUGUAGCACUUCGAAGAUUAUUUACAAUUUAUUCAUUCCAGAACUGGGAGAAGAAAAUACAGAGGAAGCAUACAUUUGUUUCCUGUAGCCUCCCAGAAUUUAAUAUAUUUGAAAAGCAGAGUAUCUUGCAGCCUGAGGGAAGGCUGGCUCCUCUCAGGUCUAGGUCCCUGUUGAUCGUUUUUGUAGAGCACUGGAUUGCCUUUUCAGGGGUACUGUAAGUUCUUUGGAUUCUGUUGCGGAAAAUCUAAAAGUGCUACUAUUUUUAAAAGGUACUAUACAAAUAAUAUAAAUACUAUAUAAAUAUGAAAAUGUAGUGUUAUCAUUCAUCAUCCUGCAACCAUUUAAUUCAUACUGCCACGUCAAAUGACUUUUGCACGUAUUACCUUCCUGCUAAGCUCCAUGAGAGGUCCUAUGAAAAUGCAUUUAAUUCUGACAAAUCAAACAAUCUGUUGCCAAGAAACACAGAGAGCUCUUUUAAUAAGCCUUUUUCUAUCUUUAUGCAAUUUAGACAAGAAUGGCUUAAAUAUUUGGUUGAAAUAGGUGAUUAAUAAACAGUUCUGUUGAAAA
Molecule: messenger RNA, 3924 nt
Organism: Pseudopipra pipra
Lineage: Eukaryota; Metazoa; Chordata; Aves; Passeriformes; Pipridae
Gene: RBM46
Product: RNA binding motif protein 46
Exons: 5
Coding region: 134-1714 (526 amino acids)
Cellular component (GO): nucleus
Molecular function (GO): mRNA binding
Source: RefSeq, a predicted model, not a curated record